This is a messenger RNA of Ipomoea nil (Japanese morning glory), 1385 nucleotides long. RefSeq lists its product as uncharacterized. Lineage: Eukaryota; Viridiplantae; Streptophyta; Magnoliopsida; Solanales; Convolvulaceae. The record is from RefSeq and is a predicted model, not a curated record. The coding region runs from base 75 to 1385 and encodes 436 amino acids. The transcript has a single exon.
GUAUAUAUCAAGCGCAGCUUUCAAUUCCUGCAACUUCCAUAGCCAAAACUAGUUUUAAUUUUGUGCAGAGAAAAAUGGGGAAGGUGAAGCUUGGAGCUACUCCAUUAUCCAAAAACUCUGUCAACCAUUUCAGUCACCCACACCCAUUGGAGCUCACCACCCACCAUACCAAACAAGGCCUAAUAACUCCCUCAUCAUCAUCAUCUUCAUCAUCCUCCCUUUCUUGCUCAGCAUGCAAGCUUCAACUGCUCUCUGGUUCACCAUUCUACGCCUGCAAAACCUGCAACUUCUCCCUCCACGCCGAUUGCUUCAAACUGCAUCGAGAGAUCACUCACCCUUUCCAUAAACCCCACGUUUUCACUCUCCUCCCCAAAGCCCCUUACCCCUUUGGCCUUUUCACCUGCGAUGCCUGCGGGGGAGAAAGCGAUGGCUUCUCUUACCAUUGCAUCCCUUGCGGCCUUGACCUCCACGUCCAGUGCGCGGUUCUCCCGCUUUCUGUAACUCACCAUUCUCAUCACCAUCCCCUUCAGAUCAUAUUCCCCAGUCCUCAUUCCCAGACACAAGUGUUUUCUUGUGACAUUUGUAAGAGUCUUGGGCAGGGUAAGUUCUGGAAGUAUAGAUGCCAUUCUUGCGAUUUUGAUGCUCAUUUGAACUGCACAAAGACUGUUAAUGCUUCUGCCUCUAGGAUUAAUUUAUCUCCUCAGCCUAACUUGGGGUUUAGGCCGCCGCAAGUUCUUCCACAGCAAUUUUACAGGCCUCCGUUGCAGAAUUUGAUGACACCAAACGUGAAUUUGCAGGGGAAUAAUGGUGGUGGGCAGAACUUUGAGGAGUUGGUGAGGGCAUAUGUUGAGAAUUAUUCUCGUCUUUAUCGUGAGCAGCAGGCGGCGGCGGCGGCGGCGAUGGGUGGGGUGGGAGGUGGAGGUUUAAGUCAGUCUGGUAAUGGAGGCAGCUUUCCUGGUGGCGGUGGUGGAGGAGGAUUAGAUUUCUUGCAAGCGUUGAAUGGCGGGGGUGGAGUUAACGGUGAUGGUGACGAGUACCUACGAUUGUUAAACGGCGGCGGAAGUGGUGGGGGAUCGGAUUUCUUGCAAGGGUUGAAUGGUGGAGGGGGAUUAGAUCACUACCUAAAAUUGUUAAACGCCGCCGGUGGUGGUGGUGGUGGUGGAGGAGGAUUUGGUGGAGCUGGAGGGCUGGACUAUUUACAGGCAUUUACUGGUGGUGGUGGUGGCGGCGGCGGUGGGGGAGGAGCUGCCUUGUUGCAAGCGUUGAUGGGAGGUAGCGAUGGCGGCGGCGGUGGCGUAGGUAAUUUGAGCAACAUUCUUGGAGGUGAUGGUGGUGCAUCCAUGAUUAAUACUUUGGCUGGAUUGUUUGGAGGACUUAACUUCUGA